AUGGCCGACGUCAAUCGCAGAGCGAGUCUCCUGGCUUGUUAUCUUCUUAUUCUUUCGAUUUUGCGCCGUAGAAGAGCUCGAACAAUCCCACGAAGACACAGGUUUUGGGUUCGACAGAUAUAUCAGAAGCGAGAAGAAUUAGGAGCUUACCAUACUCUGGUACAAGAGCUCAGACUGCAUGACAGGGAAUUUUUCUUCAGGUAGGAUUUUCAAACUAUGCGGCUUGUACAGUUUACAAGGAAACUGACUGAUGUGAAGCAUAAACUUAUUGUCUAUGCUAGGUUCACAAGAAUGUCCCCGGAGCGUUUUGAAUAUCUUUUAACCCUUGUUGGUCCGUUCAUAGCCAAGAAACCGUGCUGGUCGUGCCAGUUUUGCACU
Messenger RNA from Porites evermanni, 378 nucleotides. The record is from the annotation of a GenBank genome assembly. NCBI's taxonomy places the organism in Eukaryota, Metazoa, Cnidaria, Anthozoa, Scleractinia, Poritidae.